Molecule: messenger RNA, 3605 nt
Organism: Ricinus communis (castor bean)
Lineage: Eukaryota; Viridiplantae; Streptophyta; Magnoliopsida; Malpighiales; Euphorbiaceae
Exons: 10
Coding region: 395-3271 (958 amino acids)
Source: RefSeq, a predicted model, not a curated record
UUUUCCGCAAUAGUCAUGAAAAUUAGGUAAGAAAAAACAUUACCAUUCUCCUCAAAUUACAAAGCUUAGGUUAGCAACUCCGACAAGAUUUCACUUCCUUACUAUUAUUACCUCUAAAGAGUUGACAAAUAGUUGGUAGUUAAAAUCUAAGGAAGACUAUAUCUGCACUAACUACCCCCUUCCUCUUCCAUCUAUGGACCCCCCAUAGCUCUCCCCCUCUCUCUCAUACGGCCCUGACAUGGCCGUGAGAAGAGCUCCAUCUUUCAAAAGGUGAUGUCAAGCUUUUCGAGUUUUUCUAAGCCUUUUCUGAUAUGGUCCUGUAUGGGGCACCACAGGAAGGUGGACAAAACUAACCGAUCUUACACAUGACACCAUCUGCAUAUCUUAGUUUUGAAUGGUUUCUGUUAUAUCUGGCCCUCUUAUUAGAUUCUCUUAUGCGGCUAUGUCUUUUUUCCAUUUUGUAUUUUUCUUCUGGGUCCUCAUGUCAGGGAGCCGUUUUUUGAUUCUUUCUUCUGCCUUUUGUUGCCCACAAGACUAUGUAAAACAAAGUAAUCGACAAUUCGAGCAGAAAACUGAUCGCUUCUGGGAGUUCCAAGAGGAAUCCAAUACCUGGGUUGAAGUGAAACUGCCUUAUGACCUAGUCUCUUGUAUUAAUGAUAACUGUACAAAGCUGGGCUCAAUUGAUCAAGUAACAAAAAAUAAAGAAGAAGAACACUUAGAAAGAGAAUACGAUGUUUCUGGGCAAACUGAGAGCUUGAAAGAGAAAGAUGGUGAUGGAGAAGUUGCAGAGGAGAAUUCUGAGGUUAUUCUGCCUCAGAGAAAGAGAAUUUCGUUGACUAGAAUGUCUGAGACAUCCAUUUGGGUUACUGGUGAAAGCGGGUCUGUCUACGAGAGGUUUUGGAAUGGAGUACAGUGGGUGAUAGCACCCCAUGAUCUUCCGAUACUGGCAGGUCAUGCGAUCUGUGUCUUUUUUGUCAAUCACACAAUUCUUGCUUUAUCAGAAGUAGGAGUUCUAUAUCAGAUGCAACUCAGUGACAGCUCACAACCAAUUUGGGUCGCAUUCACACCAACUCUUGAUUCAACCACGAAUAAAGAAGCAGAACAAAGUUCUAUGAUCCUAAUAAAGUCUGGAGUUGUUUCAUAUGAUGGUUUGAGAAUUUAUUUCUGCACAAAGGAGGGCUUAUUGUUAGAACUGGCUGAGGUUGAACCUCCAAGAUGGGUACACCAUGGAAGACCGCCGGGUGGAAAUGUCGCAGAAAUUGCUGAUGCUGGUACCAUUAGACCAGAAGUAUUAUAUACGAUAAGUUCAAUAGGCGACCUUUAUGAAUAUGACAAAAGCUCAAAGCCAUCAUGGAAGAAGCAUAUAUGGACAGAAGGAACAGGAGAAGAUGCUUUGCUGAUACCAUCAACAGGUUACACCAUUAAUGGCUUAAGUGGAGAAUACUCCAUUUCCCUGUUUCUUUUGACCAAGAGUGGAAAACUGGUAGAGAGAAGAUUAAAUCAGAGGAAGUGGAAAUGGAUUAUCCAUGGAAGUCCCAAAGAUCAUCGACUGACUUCCAUGACACCCGUUGUACAAGAUGAUUCAAAUGAAAAUUUUUCAUUAUUUUUCACAACAACCACUGGAUACAUUUUUGAGUAUCGGAUUCUGAAACAUUCAGGUACUCUAGAUAACCAAGUUUCUGAACCAUGGUUGAGUCAUACUCAUCCCCCAAAUGCAAAAGCUGCUAAAGGAAUUGCUGGGCUACAGCUUCAAGUUGGCAGAAUAAUAUUCGCACUGGAUGAUGGUAGACUCGCUGAGUUACAUUUACCAGGACUAGGAGGAGAUAAUAUAGGUCCAAAUUAUCAAAUUAAUAUCAGGAGAAAAGCAUCAGUUAAGUAUCUGUGGUCAAUGUUAGAUGCACCAGAGACAGAAGGAUGGAAUGCAGAGUACUGCAAAGAAGAACGAGGACCCACAAAUUGCAUCAUAGGCAUAAAAUAUGAACCUAAUGAUUCGGGAAUUUCAAGGUCAGUGACAAGAAGGCGAAAGGGAAGUCAAGCACAACAAAAUUACUUAGUUGCAGGUGCUAGUGAAUCAAUAUCUACAGAAGAAUAUAGUUUUCCAGAAAAUUGGAUCAACACUAACUUCCGUCUACGAGUUAUGCAUGAAAGCAGAUCAUUUUUUCUCAUAACAGACGGUGGUUUGGCAUUUGAAUAUCUUAAUACUGAAAAUGUAUGGCUUUGGCUGAGGCAUGAUCACUCAACACCAAUGAAAGGUGCACUAGGAAACUACAAUGGAAGUUUAUUUUUAGUCGAUAUUCAUGGUAAUUUGCUUGUCAGAGAGAGGAGUGGUAAUGAUCUGGCAUGGUUAAACUGCACUGCUAUGAGAAAAGGAAAGCAAGUAACUGGCGGACCUCCAUGGGAAGGAAUUCCAGGUAAAGCUAAGAAAGUUACAGCAGAAGAUGCACUCUUCUUUGUGAGCAAAACUGGAAGACUACUACAGUUUAUAGUUGCCCUGCGGAAGUUUAAAUGGAAAGACUGCCGACACCCUCCAAAUACAAAAGUAGCAAACAUAAUAGAUCAGGAGCUGAUCAGAGAAAAAAUAGUAUUUGUCACUGGCAGGAAUGGUCGACUAUAUCAGUAUAACAAAGUGACAGAACUGUGGCAUGAGCAUCAUCAGUCUCAACAUUUGAUUCUAUCACGAUUGCCAGGAACUGCAAUGAGGUCAUCAUCUGUAUCACUUACAGGCUCACUAUUCAUGCUAUCAGAAGACGGUGGGCUAGUUGAAUAUCAUUGGAAUACAGGUGAAGGCUGGAACUGGAUUGAACAUGGGAAACCAAAUACAGGCGUGACCCUGAUCACUUCUCCUAGCCCAUGCUUCGAUAAUCAGCUUUUUUUGAUUGGUUCAGACGGAAAAGUAUACAUGAGGUAUAUGGACCAAAAGACAUGGAGAUGGAAAAACUGUGGCUUCCCUUGUGCAAGAAAGACAAACGAUGAUGAUCAAAGACAAGCAGAGACAGAAGAUGAGAAUGAAGAAACUUGUAUAGAUAAAGAUAUCUCAGCUAGCUGGGAGAAGGAUGCAGGAAACUUCAGAGAUACUAAUAGAAACUGCGAUCCAAAGGUGGCAUCAACAAGACCAAUUCCAUUUUCAGAGGAUUCAGUGGUUUUUGAGCUGCGAGAUGGCAGAUUGGCAGAAAUGCAACGAGUUGAGGACUCGCUUUGGAGGUGGGCACGGAUUAUUGGCACUCCAACAAGCUCAUGCAUAACUAAUUAUUGGACCGCUGUGGCAUCAUGAGAUGGGGAACAAAAAAAACAACCAAUACAAGUUACAGCCUUACAAAAGGACUUGUCAGCAACACAGACAUGAAUAGACUAGGAUCCGACAACUAUUGUACAGUUUAACACAGGACAGAGCAAAAUUCGUACUCUUUAUUUCUCUUGCUGUGACAGGGAAAAUUGAGGACUGAAACCUUCAAAAGAAAAGGAAAUGCUAGCUAAACAGCUUGUACAGUAAAAUAAUACGGCAGAGAUUGGAAUUUCUGCAAAAAAAGCACCAACCUUUUCCAUCUGAGCACAUGUAGAAACAGUUUGGAAAGUUUUUGGGCAUCAAUGAAUAUCACUUUUAUCAA